Messenger RNA from Arabidopsis thaliana (thale cress), 711 nucleotides. Its product is annotated as ADP-ribosylation factor GTPase-activating protein. The record is from RefSeq and is marked reviewed. NCBI's taxonomy places the organism in Eukaryota, Viridiplantae, Streptophyta, Magnoliopsida, Brassicales, Brassicaceae. Bases 225 to 506 code for a protein of 93 amino acids. The transcript is spliced from 2 exons.
AUUUGGUAAAGUGAGAUUUAGGUUUUUCUCUUCUUCUCUCCGCAAUUUGGUAAAGCAAGUGAGACUUAGGUACUUCAUUAAUUACUGAAAACAAGAAAAAGAAGAAUCCAGAUAGUGUGGAUCAAACGGUUGGACUUUCCAUAAAUGAUCGAACGGCUGGGCAUUUCUACACUCAUGUAGGGUCGGACACGUGCCUUACGCUCUUCUUAAAUACAGGGAUACAAAUGAAGAAGGCGCUCACCACAAGACAUCCUCCAAUAGAUGUUUAUUGUAUCUGUAGGGAAGUGACAGAGGUAAUGGAGAAAUUGCAUGCCGCGGAUGCUGAAACCAUCCCUCUUGCCAGCAAUAUACAAAUGGUCAACAUGGUGAAUAACUACGUCAUUAUGUCCUACGGGCUUCUUCACGAUGAUUAUGAAUACGGAGCCAUAACUGAGAGUUGCCGAAAGGAUGUGCUGCUCUUAUUGAGGGAGUUAUUUCCGAGGAAAAUAUAUUUGUGGGAAAAUUAAUUCCAUCAACAAGUCAGUCUAAUUAACAAAGGACUAGAAAUUGUAAGUUUCUUUCGGUGCUAAACACAUGGGCCAAACCUUAGAGCCAACAUCCGUGUUUAUACUUUGACUCCUUAUUAAGGUGCCUCAGACAACAACUUUUGAGUUUGGCUGAUAUAAGAAAUGUUAAUUUCAAAGAAUUUGAUUGAUUUUCUUUGUUUUUGUG